Messenger RNA from Chelonus insularis, 780 nucleotides. RefSeq lists its product as uncharacterized. Bases 1 to 780 code for a protein of 259 amino acids. Lineage: Eukaryota; Metazoa; Arthropoda; Insecta; Hymenoptera; Braconidae. Gene Ontology annotation, biological process: sensory perception of smell; detection of chemical stimulus involved in sensory perception of smell. The record is from RefSeq and is a predicted model, not a curated record. Gene Ontology annotation, molecular function: olfactory receptor activity; odorant binding. The transcript is spliced from 4 exons. Gene Ontology annotation, cellular component: plasma membrane.
AUGUCUGAUCGAACAUUGAUAAUUUAUACAAGCUACAAACGAAUAGUUGAAAAAACUCUUGUGGCAUCAGCGCUUUGGCCAUCGAAAAGUUCACAAUUUUCUUUUCGUUGUAUUUUAUUCAUACAUCUUAGUUUAUGUUUUUGUCCUCUCUUUGGAAUGUAUAACUUUUGUAAAAAAUACAUUAAAAAUAUAAUUUUAUUGACUAAAGGUUUAGGUAUUAUAAUAAGUUUCGUAACUGUUAUUUUCAAAGUUCCACCAAAAUCGUUAACUUAUUGGAUUACUUAUGCAGUUCAAUCGCUGGCAAACGUGCCAUGUAUUUGUUGGACUGUUUCUGUAGAUACUGCCUACACACUGUACAUUUUCCAAAUGACUGGAUUAUUACGUGGGAUAUCUUAUUAUUUAAAAAAUUUAAAAAAUGAGAAAGAUUAUGAAGCGACUUUGAGUCAAUGUAUUGAUCUAUAUGUUAUUUUGAUGAAAUGUCGAGAUAAAAUUCAGAAGAUUUUUGGACCAAUCAUUCUUUGGACUAUUUUGAGCAAUGGUGUUGUGAUGUGUUCGAUGGUUUUUCAAAUCACUCAUAGUGAAAAUUGUAUAGAUGUUUUAAGCAGUAUUGAUUGGAUAGGAAAUAAAAAAUUAGCAUCAGUUUUGCUCAUAAUGCUACCUCAACAAUCACUGAAAUUGACUGCUUGCAAUUUUUCAAUUGUAUCUGUAGACAUGUUUCUCAAAGUAAUGAACACCACAAUAUCGUAUUUCUUCUUAUUGCAGACAAUGGAUGAAAAGUAA